GGUUACCUAUGUAUCAGAAUUGAUUACUUCCCGUUUUAUGAGUCCUGCAUGGCCCGUACGGUUCUGGUGCUUCUUCAGUAUAUAAUUUAAGCAUAUGGUUUGAAAAAACUACAUGCCAGUGUCAUACUAGUAAUCAUUUCAUAUAUUCACUUAUUCUCUUAGCCUUCGUUUUUGCUCGGAACAUUGUGUGGGUGAUGGUGGUGAUGGGCGUGUGGGGCUGCGGUGUGGGCGCCUUCAUGAGUAUUUUCAACUUAGUUAGUGUUCACUACAUGGGCCUUGAAAACUUAAUGCCAAUGUACGGGGUCAUUAUGUUUUGUACUGCUGUAGGAUACAUCACAUUUGGCCCUUUCGCAGGAUAUGUCGGCGACGUCACCGAGAGCUACGAAAUUUCUAUAUUUGUGUUAGCCUCCUUGAUCUUCUGCAGCUUCCUCCUCUGGUUAUUCAUGCCUGCCGCUGCCAAUUUUGAUACCAGGAGGAGUAUUGUGAAUAACAUGGCCUAGUCCCCAUGAAAACUAAGUUAUAGCAGACUUCGUUGAUAAGUAGCUAAUGUACGUGAAAUAUAGAUUUGAGAUAAUAAGAGAUACUGGUUCCAUAUAAUAUUAAUAAGUAACAUCCCUCGUAGCCAUAUCUACUAAUUUCUUCUAAUAUGAGGGAUUCACCAUAAUAGCAAGAAGGCGAAGUAAACAAAUUUAUGGGAACAACAUCAAGGAAACUGGAAGCCAUAUCAAGAGCACUGGAAGUCACAUAAAGAAAACUGAAAGUCACCGAAAGGGUUCCUGAAGCCACAUCAAGCACACUGAAAGCCACAUAAAGGGGACGGGAAGCCACAUCAAAAGCACUGGAAGCCACGUAAAGGGGACGGAAGACUAUCAAGUUCACUGGAAGCCUCAUAGAGAACAACGGAAAUUACUUUCACAGUUGCUUCUCACGUCUCUUAUCUGCUUCUCACGUCCCCACGUUGCUUCUCAAGUCUCUUCGUUGCUUCUCACGUCUCGUUGCUUCUAACAUCUCUCGUUGCUUCUCACGUCUCCUCAUUGCUUCUCAUGGCUCCUCGUUGCUUCCCACAUUUCCUCGUUGCUUUUCAUGACCCUUAUUUACUUGUAACGUCUCCUCGUUGCUUCUCACGUAUCCUCGUUGCUUCUCACGUCCCCUCGUUACUUUUCAAGUAAAAAAUA
This is a messenger RNA of Cherax quadricarinatus, 1175 nucleotides long. NCBI's taxonomy places the organism in Eukaryota, Metazoa, Arthropoda, Malacostraca, Decapoda, Parastacidae. The record is from RefSeq and is a predicted model, not a curated record.